AUGCGGCCCAGAGAUGGGGGCCUGCCGGUCAUUGAUUCAUGCCUGGCUCCUGUUCAGGCCGGCGUGAUGACAUGCUUCCAGAUCACCGUCAGCGCAAAACACACCCUGGAUAUUGACGCCUUGGCGAGCUCUGCACGGGGUCUCGGCAUCACCAAGAUUGUUAUCUACUGGGUCGUUCCCAGCGACAGCUUCCGCGAUUUCUAUCGUGGAAAGAUGUUCGGGAAAAGUCUUGAAUUCGAGCAGCGCGUCCUUUCGCUCGAUGCGCCCCACAAUCCCUUCACUCUGCCGGAGAUGGAAAAACGGCUCGAGAAGGCUGAC
Messenger RNA from Symbiodinium necroappetens, 318 nucleotides. NCBI's taxonomy places the organism in Eukaryota, Dinophyceae, Suessiales, Symbiodiniaceae. The record is from the annotation of a GenBank genome assembly.